Suillus paluster is the source of this 159-nucleotide messenger RNA. RefSeq lists its product as uncharacterized. NCBI's taxonomy places the organism in Eukaryota, Fungi, Basidiomycota, Agaricomycetes, Boletales, Suillaceae. The transcript has a single exon. The record is from RefSeq and is a predicted model, not a curated record. The annotation marks the transcript as partial.
CAGUCUCUAGUGGUGGCAAACAAGACCACAUUCCAAAAUUGCUUGGUUGCAAUGCGUCCAGCAUCAACUACAGCAGAAUUACCUUUGACUCACGAUAUCACAACCUAUAUUCACAAUGCAUUCAUCAAGCUCAUUGAAAGUGUCAAGGCUGAUAUACAG